CCUAACUAUGCCGCAUAAAUAUAAGCCAUAAAAUAUAGCUUUUAAUAUAUUACAUUAAGUGAACAUAUUAUUUAUGUUUAAAAAACUCGCCAAGGGUUAUAUCAAAAUGAUUUUUAGCUUUUCGUUCGAUUAAACGGAAGAAAACAUCGACUUCCUGCCACAAACAUUCUAUCCAAUGAACAGCCUUGGCACAAAAUUUCUGAAGACAAGACAAGUCAAUGAAAAAGAAAAACUGUCAAAAUAUUGAAAAAACCGGCAUGCAGUCGGCCGAUUAGAGUAACCAUAUUUUAUGGCUGCUGCUAGUGGAAGUGGUUCAAACAGUGGUGGUGGUGGUAGCGGUGGAAAGAAAAGAAUGGAGGAGAAUACGGUUGAGAGCCUGGCAGAGGUGUUCCGAUGUUUCAUCUGUAUGGAGAAGUUGCGGGACGCCCGUCUCUGCCCUCACUGCUCCAAGCUGUGCUGCUUUAUGUGCAUCAGGAGAUGGCUGACAGAACAGAGAUCACAGUGUCCUCACUGCAGAGCGUCCCUCCACCUCCAUGAGUUGGUCAACUGUCGGUGGGCAGAGGAAGUGACCAACCAACUUGACACACUCCAGCUGUGUACACUGCCCAGCAGGACAGAGGACAGUGACAAGGACAAAUGCGAGCUGCACCAUGAGAAGUUGAGUGUGUUCUGCCGUUCCUGCUCAAAAUGUAUCUGUCAUCAGUGCGCACUCUGGGGCGGUACGCAUUCUGGUCACACUUUCAUGCCACUGGAUGAGAUCUAUGAUGAACACGUGUCUAGGAUCCGCGAGGAGAUGAACCAGCUGAAGAGACGCCAUAUUGAACUGAUCAGUCUGGUGCAGGAUGUGGAGAGAAAUGUUGAGAGUGUAAAAAAUGCCAAAGAUGAGAGAGUGCGUGAGAUCCGCAAUGCAGUGGAGCUGAUGAUAGCCAGACUGGAGUCCCAGCUGAAGAGCAAACUAUUGACUCUGAUGGGUCAGAGGAACCAGUUGACCCAGGAGACGGAGAUGAUGGAGUCAGUGAUCCAGGAGAUUGAACACCAGCUCCACCUGUGUUGUAAGAGUGAGUUGAUCGUGGAGAGUUCCAAUGUGUUACAGAUGUUCCAGCAGGUCCACAGGAGACCCAUGGCUUCCUUUGUCACUGCCCCUGUACCCGCUGACUUUAACAGUGAGAUAGUGCCAGCAUAUGACAGCAGUACCUUUGUAAUGACUAACUUCACUGGUCUCCAGCAGAGGGCAGACCCAGUCUACAGCCAGCCACUCCAUGUCUCUGGACUCAGCUGGAGACUCAAAGUGUACCCUGAUGGCAAUGGUGUUGUGAGAGGAAACUACCUGUCUGUAUUCCUGGAACUGUCUGCUGGACUACCUGAGACUUCAAAAUAUGAGUACAGGGUGGAGAUGGUCCACCAGGCCUCCCGAGAUCUCACCAAAAACAUCGUCCGCGAGUUUGCCUCGGACUUUGAGGUGGGCGAGUGCUGGGGAUAUAACCGGUUCUUCCGCCUGGACCUCCUGGCCAGUGAGGGCUACCUGAACACAGAGACGGACACCCUUAUCUUGAGGUUUCAGGUCCGCCCACCCACCUACUACCAGAAGUGCAGGGAUCAGCAGUGGUACAUCAACCAGCUAGAGUCAGCCCAAACACAGUUUAUAGGGCAGGUCAAUGACCUGAAAGAGCGCCUGGCUAUUGAACUGUCUCGCCACCAGACUUCCCACCAGAAAUGUCCAUCACCAGACAAUCAGACUGCAGCCCGCCCUGAGGCUCCCCCUAGUGGUGUGGCCAGUAACACCAGUGGUGGCGGUGGCGGCGGCAAGCCCCCCAUAUUGUACCCCAAGCCAGUGAGGGCAGCGGUCAGUAUGGAGCUGGACAUGCAGAUGGAGGAGGAGAACCAUGACGAUGACAGCAGCAGUAGUUCUGCUUCUACUGAGAAUUUGAGUGAAGUUCUCCAUGACCAUGAUGAGACCAAUGAAGAGCUUGAAGAACAAAUUCUUGAAGAGAGCGCAGAAAUCAGCAAUGAUGAAAACGACAUUGAUGAAGAAACCAUGUCUCUUGACAAUGAUGUUGAGAACAGCCGGCAGUGGGAGAGCCAGGAGACAGCUGCUUUGAGUGGGGGAGACUCUGCCAGGAAUAGAGAAGGAGAUGAUGAUGAGCUGGUGUUGUUACAGCUGUUAGACCUGCAGGACAGGGGGUCUGAGGAGAGGAGGGUCACCUUCCCAAAACCCAAGAGAUACACCUCCGCCACCACCCUGAAUGCUACUGCUGCUGUUCCUACCAGUGCUGCAACUACUGCUACUGUCACUACUGCUACUGCUACUGCUACUGCUGCUGCUGAACCUGCUGUGCCGACGGGAGACAGACAGUUUCCUGCAUCUGACCUUCACCAGCAAACUGAGCAGUGGAUAGAGAGGGUCAAGUCUUACUUGGAGCGGGUGUCCAGUAGCAGGAAGCACAAGUCUAAAGACAGCGGUCAGAGAAGACCAGCUCAUUCUAGUCGGGUCAGCAGUGCCAAAGAUCGCUUCCACUCUGAGCUGGCUGAGUUGGGAGUGUCCUUGCCACCUGGGGGCAGCAGUAGUGGCAGUGCAACAGGGUUCUCUGCUCAAGAGAGACUGUCAACAUCUCGUCCCACUGCCAGACUGUCUAGUCCAGACCUACAGCAAUCUCCCAAACUACAGGAAGAUGGUGCAGCCAAUGAAAGCCAUUCUACCACAGGUGACCUAGAUGGCGAGCAUAGCACCCCGAGUCUCCCGGGGAGUCCUCUGGACAGUUCCCUAGAGCAGUACCCCAUCUCAGACAUCUCCACAUCAGAGGUGGCCUGUAUCCCUGCCCUGAACACUGCCAGACUGGUGGCCAGGAUGAGUCAACUGGUAGAAGAAGCCACCAAAGCCGAGGCAGCUGCUGCGGCAGCCAAUGGGGCUCCCAGUGGGCCAGGAGGAGGAGAUGCAUCCAGAGACAGCGUAACUCCAGGAGGAGAAGAUGCCAGUGAAGACCCCAGUGCUGACAGAGGUCCCAGCUCACAGGGAGACAGCCUGGCCUCAGGUGGCAGGUCCUCCAGCAGGACCACCCCUACUGUGGAGUUUAGCACCAAUGACAAGAAAAGCCCAAGAAGUUCUGUCAUAUGAAUCCUGAUAUUUAUGGAAACAGAGUUGAAGAUAUACCGAACAACUGCAUAAUGAACAAGUUCACCCUCUCUUGGAUUCUCAGUAACAACGACCUGCUGUUUAUAUCCUACAUGUGAAUAGAGGGAGGCACAAGAGCAGGAUGUAGAAUGUUUCAAGACAAAUGUGCUCCCAGACGCCAAAUGUUACAUAUAACAAAGAGAGAAGGGCACUGCUUUGUUACAAUACACAUGAAUUGCCAAAUAUGCAAAUAUUUCACAUUCAACUAAGUAGAUUAGAUCCGGUUAUCAACACAAUAUUUAUGUAUGCUGUUUCAAAUUUCUUAAACAAAGCCUACUUGCACCUCUAGCACUGUUAUAUAGCCCAGUAUUACCUUGCUAAAAGACCAUUACAGUAUUUUUUCUUUGUAAUGCACAUUUCCUCACAUAAUUCUUUAUAAGCAAAAAGAAAAAAAAAAAAAAAGCAAUUAUACCUUGUUUAACUCUUUUGAACUAAGUUUGUGGAGCACUAGUAAUAAAAUAACACUACAGGAGGAGAUGGGGGGGGGGGGGAAGGCUCUCAUUUUUGAGCUUUGGCUCCAGCUUACAGCCAAGAGCACUUGCUAUUUUCCCUAUAACAUGCUGAAAACUGCAGACCAUGUAGAACACUGGAUUAAUGAGGUCAGCAUUUAGUUAACAUUGCUUGAAGUUUUUAAGAUCAGUUUUCAACCAAUUUUGUUCCUAGAGAGAUAUGAAGUUGAAUUGACAUGCUGCACUGAAAAUAUAUGGAAAAGUGCAGAUAGACUAGCAGUAACCAGGCUGGAAUUUGGUUGGGAGAUGAAUGUUGGGUGUCAGAGCUAAUUUAUAAUAUGCAGAGAACUGUUCAAUAUGACAAAGAAUUCCAGUGUCCACAAUAAAGCUAUGGAAAUUUUUCCACCUAUAUAUAUACCAAUUUUCUAGAUACUUACAACUGUGGACGAGGAUUCUGUACAAUGAUGCUAUUUGUUUCCUUUUUUCCCCAAAAAAAUACAUAUUCAACUUUUUUUCAAUCUGUGGACCAAGUUCAUCUGUGCUCACACUUUAGUUUAACAGUAAAAAGUGAUGGAGGAAUAUGUGUAAUUCUUAUUGUGAAAGGUCAGGGUUAGAGUAGAGAUUUUGUAUGCUACAUGGGAAUUGGUUGUCUUUGGGACCAGGUACACACAUUCCCUGAAAUGUAACUGAGGUUUCUGUUGAUCAGCAUUAGAGAGGAGUCUUUAAGAUUAUCGAAACGGAUUGUCAAAUGCUACAAGUGGUGCUGAGGAUUGAGUGGGUUUUUUUUCUUUUUCUUUACUUACUGUUUUUGUGCAAUAUGAAAUAAAAUGUUUA
Molecule: messenger RNA, 4452 nt
Organism: Lingula anatina
Lineage: Eukaryota; Metazoa; Brachiopoda; Lingulata; Lingulida; Lingulidae
Product: E3 ubiquitin-protein ligase TRIM37
Biological process (GO): protein monoubiquitination; aggresome assembly; protein autoubiquitination
Cellular component (GO): peroxisomal membrane; aggresome
Molecular function (GO): ubiquitin protein ligase binding; tumor necrosis factor receptor binding; zinc ion binding
Source: RefSeq, a predicted model, not a curated record